AUGGGUGCUGGUAUGACAGCAGCAGUAUCGGGGGGGCCCCCAGGGGGCCCCUCUUCAUCGUUGUUAUUAUUAGAAGACAAAUUUAAAGCAGCAGAAGUGGAGUUGAGGGAAACAGACUUUGCAGGUAUUAUAAUUAGGCAGCAGCAGCAGCAGCAGCCACAGCAGCAGCAGCAGCAGCAAAUACACAAGCGGGUCAUUGGAUUGAGGGGCCUCCGUCGCCAGUGUAUGGACUUCGAUCAGCUGCCUCUAGCUGCUGCAGCUGCUGCUGCUGCUGCAGGCAGGCACAGAAAACGCUUGCCACGCAAAACAGCAAACAGCAGCAGCAGCAGCAGCAGCAGCAGCAUAGUGCCUUCGGAUCUACCAGAGACAGCGGUGGCAGCAGCACGAGCAGCAGCAGAAGCUGUUGUUGCUGCUGCUGCUAAGGGAGAAGCCAGCACAAUCACUCCCGCAGCAGCAGCGGCAGAGGGUUCAGCAGCUGCGGAGGCAGCAGCAGCAGCAGCUGCUGCUGCUGCUGCUGCACUUCCUCCGGUGUUCGCAUUUCCUCAAUGCCCUGGGGCGUUUUUUCUGCCUGGGAUGUUGCAGCUGCAGCAGCAGCUGCUGCUAGCUGAUGAGGCCUUCUCUUCUCUGCUGCUGCCUCCAGCUGUCUGCAACCUGUGCCAGCAGCAGCAGCAGCAGCAACAGCAGCAGCAGCAGCAGGUGCCCAGCACCGAGGCCCUGAACUCCACAGCCGAAGGAGACGCCGCAAGUGCAACGGCAGCACCAGCAGCAGCAUCCGCAGCAACAGCAGCAGCAGCAGAAGCAGCAGCAGCAGCACCUCUUCCUGCGAUCACCCCCCACAAGUGCAGCCGCUUGCCUCUGCUGCAGCAGCAGCUAAACAAUCCAGAGGCGGGGCUGCUGCUCCCUCGGCCCAGCAACUGCAGCAGCAGCGCAAGCAGCAGUAGCAGCAGCAACGGCAGCGGGAGAGGCAGCAGCAGUUCGCAUGCGUCGGAGCAGCAACAGCUUCCCAGUGCUGCUGCAGCCUUAGCAGCGGAGGAAGCAGCAGCGGAGCAGCAGCUGCUGCUGCAGCUGCUGCCCCCCCCUGUGGGGUUGCGGUGGUCUUCUAUUGGCUCUCAGGUGUAUGAUUGGGGCCGCCGCAGCUAUUACAGUGACGUGCAGCAGCAGCAGCAGCAGCAGCAGCAGCAGCAGCAACAGCAGCAGCAGGUGUUGGAGACAGCAGAGCGCCCCAGCAGCGGUGGCAGCAGCAUCGCUGCCUGCAGCAACCGCAACAGCAGCAACAGCAGCAGCAGCAGCGGCAGCCCGCCUUUGCCCCCCGUACUGCACCGCAUUGCCGGAUGGGCCCUACAGACAGCAGCGCUGCAGCAGGAGCCUGCAGCAGCAGCAGCAGCAGCAGCAGCAGCAGCAGAAUUAGCUGCACAGCUCCAGGCUGCUGCUGAUGGUGGUGGUGGUGGUGCUGCUGCAUGUCUUUCUGCUCGCCGCUGUUGCUUCUUUUUGCAGCAGCGUGCUGCUGCUGCUGCUGCUGCUGUUGCUGAUGCCCGUGGUCGUAGUGGUGCUGCUGCUCUCGCUGCAGCAGCAGCUGCUGCUGGUGGUUCUAACGAUUUGUUUAUGUUGUUUCGCUUAGGCCUUCCGUGUCUCUUUCUUCUGGGCGGCAAUACGCGGCAGGAGGAGCCGAUCCCGUUGGUGUUGCGCUCUGGGGAUGUCCUCAUCCUCUCAGGCCCAGCGCGUCUAGUCGUUCACGGCGUCCCUAAACUCCUAUACUACACGCCUGUGCAGCCCACCACAAGAGCAGCAGCAACAAAGUUUGCUGCUGAUGCUGUUGGAGUUGCUGCUGCCAGGGGACAUCCCUGCGGCUGCAGCAGCUCCAGGGACUGCAGCUGCAGCAGCAUCUGCAGUAGCAGCACCGGCAGCAGCAGCAGCAGCAGCCGCAGCAGCACAAACGAAGCUGCCAACUGCUCAGUAGAAGAUACUCCUCUGCCUCCACAGCUAUUGCUGCUACAGGCCAUGCAGCAGCAGCACCAGCAGCAGCAGCAGCAACAGCAACAGCAGCAGCAGCAGCAACAGCAGCAUCAGCAGCAGCAUCAGCAGCAUCAGCAGCAGCAACAAUUAGAGUUAGUUGCAUAUGCUGCUUGCUUGCCCCAUUUGCUGCGGGUAGAGAAGGCCCUUUGCUCGGUGCUGCAGCAGCGAGAGCAGCGUGUGGUGUAUUGGCAGCAGCGGCUGCUUCAGGUGUACAGGCAGCUGCAGCAGCUGCGGCUAAACUUCAGUUGCAGAGGAAGGUUUGCUGCAGCUGCAGCAGCUGCUGCUGCUGCUGCUGCUGCUGCAGCAGCUGCUGCGCUCUUUCUCCUUCAAGAGUGUGUGCGUGUUCCUUCUAUAAUAAAGCAGCAGCAACUACGGCAACAGGUCAACAGCUCUUCAACAACAGUCGCAGCAGCAACAGCGACAACAGCGGCAGCAACAGCAGCAGCAGCGGCUGCAACAGCAGCAGCAGCAGCAGCAAGAGCUGCACACAGAACGACAUUGAUGGAUUCGACUAGGUAUAGGCCCGUCUCUGUGCAGGAGUACCACCAGCAGCAGCUGCUGCUGCUGCGCCAUCUGCAGCUGCAGCAGCAGGAGCAGCAGCAGCAGCAGCAGCAGCAGCUGGUGCAGCACCAGCAGCGCGUCUCUCUGCCAGCUCACGGCUCUCACCUUUGGGCGCAGCAGCAUCCUCUAGGGCCUCAGGGGGCCCAUCCUGUAGAAGUACGAGUCCUGAGCAGCAGCAGCUGGUGCAGCAGCAGCAGCAGCAGCAGCAGCAGCAAUGGCGGGCGCUAUGCUGGCAGCUACACCUGCAGCAGGCUGCACAGCAGAGACCGCAGCAGCAGCAGGCAGCAUAGACACACGGUUGCCGUUGCUACGUCAGAUAGAGUAGCUGCUGCUGCUGCUGCUGCUGCUGCUGCUGCUCGCGGCCGCUGUGACCACCAUGCUGCUGUUGCAGCUGCUGCUGCUGCACAGCCUGCAGCAGCAGCAGCAGCAGCCACAGCAGCAGCAGCAGCAGCAGCAGCAGCGGCGGCGGCGGCUGCAGCACAAACAAAGGGAAGCAUAGUGUCCCCUGUGCUUCCUAGAGGGACUCUUCAUCUCCAUGGAGAGCAGCAACGCCAGCAGCAGCAGCAGCAGCAGCAGCAGCAGCGCCUGCAAUCGCAGCAGCAGCAGCAGCAUCAUCAUCAUCAACUGCAGGCGCAUCCGCAGCAGCAGCAGUACCUGCAUUCGCAGCAGCAGCAGCAGCAGCAGCAGCCAAUUCAGUUGCAGCAGCUGCAACUGCAGCAGCAGAUGCCGCAGCUGACCUACAUACGCCGCAGCAGCAUCACCUGCUGCACUCUUCAGGGCAAAUGUGUUGUUCUGGGUGUCGCUGAAGAGAAAGCUGCUGUCCCUCCUGCUGUUGCUUCUGCUGCUGCAUCUGCUGCUGCUUCUGCUGCUGCUCCUGCAGCAGCAGCAGCAGCAGCAGCCGAAGGCUCAACAGAACGCCUCAAGAGGCAGCAACAGCCCCGCAUAUUAAGAGCGAGAACUGCAACAGCAAAUGCAGCAGCAGCAAAUGCAGCAGCAGCAAAUGCGCCAGCAAUACCUGCUGCAGCACCAUCACCUACAGCAGAGGCACAUCCACCAGCAGCAACAGCAGCAGCUGCAGCAGCAGCGCCUGAAGCAGCAGCGAAGGUUGCAGCAGCAACGGGGAGAAGGCCUUCAGCAGCAGCAGCAGUAGCAGCAGAGCCUGCGGCAGGAGCAGCAGAACUAACAGCAGCAGCAGCGGCUGUAGAGCCUCCCCGACCAGCAGCAGCAGCAGCAGCAGCAGCUCCAGCACCAGCAGCAGCAAGCCCACAUGCGGCUAAGGCAACAGCAGCAAGAACAAUAGCAGCAGCAGCAGCAGCAGAAAGAACAGCAACACCUGGAGCAGCAGCAGCAAGAGCAGCAACACCUAGAGCAGCAGCAGCGAGAGCAGCAACACCUAGAGCAGCAGCAGCGAGAGCAGCAACACCUGGAGCAGCAGCAGCAAGAGCAGCAACACCUAGAGCAGCAGCAGCAAGAACAGCAACACCUAGAGCAGCAGCAGCGAGAGCAGCAACACCAGGAGCAGCAGCAGCGAGAGCAGCAACACCUAGAGCAGCAGCAGCAAGAGCAGCAACACCAGGAGCAGCAGCAGCGAGAGCAGCACAAAGAGCAGCAGCAGCAAAAGCAGCGGCAGCAAAAGCAGCGGCAGCAAAAGCAGUAGCAACAACUGCAGCAACAACAACUGCAGCAGCAACAACUGCAGCAGCAGUCAAAGCAACAGCAGCGAAAGCAGCAGUAGGGAAAGCGCCAGCAGCAAAAGCAACAGCAGCAAAAGCAGCAGCAGCAAAGGCAGCAUCAUCAAAAGCAAUAGCAGCAGAAGCAGCAGCAGCGAAAGCAGCAGCAGCAAAAGCAGCAGCAGAUGAUUGCCCUCGCUAUCGAUUCGAAUUGCCGACAGCAGAAGUGUGCAGCGAGAGCUGCAGCAACAACAGCAACAGCAACAACAGCAACUGCAACAGCAGCAACAGCACCAGCAGCAAGUGCGCCAGCAGCAGCAGCAGCAGCAGCAGCACUCCUCGCAACAGCAGCAAUAACAGCAGCAGCAGCAGCAGUGACCACACAAUGAAGGCGGGAGAAGCUCUGCCAGAGGAGUCUUCUGCACUAAAGAGCAGCAGCAGCAACAGCAGCAACAGCAGCAACAGCAGCAGCAGCAGCAGCAGCAGCAGCAACAGCAGCAGCAGCAGCAGCAGCAGCCCAUCGGCGCAGCGAGGGACCAGCGGCAGCACAUGCGACGAAGCAGUUUCCUACAGCAGCAGCAGCAGCAGCAGCAGUUCGUGCUGCUGCGGGGACAGUCCAUUGUGGACGAGCGAUGAAGAGACACCAGGAAGCCUGCUGCAGCAGCAGCACAAAGACGCAGCAAGUAGAUCACCGCAGCAGGAGAAGCAACAGCAGGAGCAGCAGCAGGAGCAGCAGCAGGAGCAGCAGCAGGAGGAGGAGCAGGAGGAGGAGCAGCAGCAGGAGCAGCAGCAGCAGAAUGAAGAGGCUGCAAAGCCACCAACACAGCACGAACAACAGCAGCAGCAGCAUAAACAGCAGCAGCACUGUGGCGACUCCCCGCAGCAUUUGCUACAAGGGCAGCAACAGCAGCAGCAGCAACAGCAGCAGCAGCAGCGCGACAGCCAAGAGCCGCAGCAGCAGCAAGAGCUGCAGCAGCAGCCAUACCUAUCGCAGCGUGUAUUGCGUGAUUGCAACAGAGACGGAGACAUCGGCGGCAGCAGAAGCAGCAGCAGCAGCAACAUCCGAAGCAGCCGGCGCAGAUGGAGCAGCAGCAGCAGCAGCAGCAGCAGCAGCACCAGAGGCUUGAGAGGGCUUACCGAGCUGCAGGCAGAGCUUGACUGCUGCAAAGCUGCAUGGCAGCAGCAGCAAGAGGCCCUGGAGCACCAGCAGGUGCUGCUGGAGCAGCAGCAAACCACUAUGUGUCAGCAGCAGCGAGUAAUUCAGAUGCUGCGGCUUCGCCUGGCGUCCCUCGAGUUGUCUCCUGCAGCAGCAAGCGCCCGACGUGCUGCUGCUGCUGGCGAAGACAGCAAAGCACAGCAGCAGCAACAGCAACAACAGCGAGUGCAGGAAAGUCGCUGCAGCAGCAGCAGCAACAGCAGGAACGAGAAGGCGGUUGCAGCUCCUUCGUGGGGGGACGGCGCACAAGAGCUGCAGCAGCAGCAGCAGCAACAGCAGCAGCAGCACCAGCAGCAGCAGCAGUGCCUCACACAGUACUUCCGUCUAACAAGCGACAGCAGCAGUAGCAACAGCAGCAGCAGCGGCAACAGCAGCAGGGGCGUUUCAGACGGCAGCAUUUGCUGCAGCAGCGGCGACGUGUCUCCCCAGGGCAGCAGCAGCAGCAGGAGCAGGAGCUGCAGCUUGGCCAGCAACAGCAGCAGCACUUCUAUUUACGGCGAUAGCAGCAGUUCGGGAUCUCGCUGCCACAGCCAACAGCAUCUGCAGCAGCAUGCACAGCAGCAGCAGCAGCAGGAGAGGGAACAUGAUCAGGAGGGCCAAGUGCAGCAGCAGCAACAGCAGCAGGAACAGCAGCAACAGCAGCAACAGCUCCCAUAUGGUGCAGGUUGCGAGACGAGUGCAGCAGUAACAGCUGCAGCAGCACCAGCUGCUGCAGCAGCACCAGCUGCAGUAGCGAGUGGAGCAGCACCUGCUGCAGCAACUGCUGCAGCACCUGCUGCAGUUCCUGCUGGUGGUGCUGCUGCUCUUUCAGGGUGGCUUGCAGCGCGGUCUCCUAAUGGGUAUCCCGCCUUCGCAUGCAACCCCGUAGCAGCAGCAGCAGCAACAACAACAACAGCAGCUGCUGCAGCUGCUGCUGCCUUGCCGUGUGUGACACUGCCUCGAAUUGUGCUGCCUGCAACACUAGCAGCAGAGUCAGCAGCAGCAGCAGCAGCAGCAGCAGCAGCAGCAGCAGGAAGCAUAGAAGCAACGGGACCCGAAGCAAGGAGAGACGCAGAUGCUGCAACAGAAACAGCAGCAGCAGAGGCGGCAGAAGCAGCAAAUACAGGGACAGUAGCAGCAGCAGCAGCGGCAGCAGAACCCGCAGCAGCAGCAGCAGCAGCAGCAGCAGAUCCCUGGCUAGGUCAGUGGCUGCAGCGCCGCAACCGCCAUGGGGCUCUCAGUGUCUCCGUUAGCUCCAGGGCCUCCUCUGAUAGCGACUGUGAAGCAGCGCAGCAGCAGCAACAGCAGCAGCAGCAACAGCAGCAGCAGCAGCAGCAGCAGCAGCAGCGCGACAGCAGCAGCAAUGAGGAUACUGCGGCCUCCGCUCUCUUUUGUUUGUUUUCACCUAGGAGAGAAUUGCUGCCGCCAGUGCUGCUGCAAAGGGAUUAUUUGCAGCAGCAACAGCAGCACGGGCAGCAGCAGCAGAAGCAGCAGCAGCAAAAGCCGUAA
Messenger RNA from Eimeria acervulina, 6948 nucleotides. RefSeq lists its product as hypothetical. Gene Ontology annotation, cellular component: nucleolus; nucleoplasm. NCBI's taxonomy places the organism in Eukaryota, Apicomplexa, Conoidasida, Eucoccidiorida, Eimeriidae. The record is from RefSeq and is a predicted model, not a curated record. The transcript has 7 exons. The coding region runs from base 1 to 6948 and encodes 2315 amino acids.